UCCAAAAUUCUACACAUGGGUGGACAGCAGUGAAGAUGAGCAUAUGCGACAGAGAGAGGGAGAAACACCUGUGUUCCUUGGGGUGUCAGGACUGUGAGCAUUUCAUCACUAUCCUGCAGCUCAUCUCCAUUGUGCUCCUGGCGGCUCUCCUCACAGCUAUCCUUGUCAAAGGCUCUGUGGUUCCUAGAUCCCAAGAACAUGAUCAGGAAAAGCAACACAUCCACCAGAAACUGGACCAGCUGAAGUCUGGGCUAGACAACCUGUGCCGACCCUGCCCCUGGGACUGGAUGCUCUUCCAAGGGAACUGUUACUUCUUCUCCACAUACCAAAAGAAAUGGAAGGAAUCUGUUACUGCCUGCAAGGACAUGGGGGCCCAACUAGUGGUCAUAAAAAGUAAUGAGGAACAGAGUUUCCUCCAGAGGACUUCUAAGAAAAAAGGCAAUACCUGGAUGGGGCUGUCAGAUGCAAAAGAGGAAGGCCAAUGGCUGUGGGUGGAUGGUUCACCACUGCAGUGGAGGAACUAUUGGUCUGUAGGGGAACCCAACAACCAAGACGAUGAAGAUUGUGCAAUAUUUUCAAAUCCUGGAUGGAAUGAUGUCAUAUGUUCAUAUAAGGCAUUCUGGAUCUGCAAGAAGCCUGCAUCACAUUGCUCUAAGUGAAAUCUGUUCAUCUCCGUAACCUACAUACAGGGCUGCUUAUCAUUUAAUUGAACUUUAAAUGUUCAUUUCAGGUCCUUCUGUCUUUCUAGUGGCACUUGGGUUUCAAAAAUAGAUCUGAAUUCUAAUUUUUCAGACACUUUGUCUUUAAACACCUGGGCCACCACUGUGCCCUCUCCUGUGCCAAUCACUCACUUGGGGUUGAGGUUGGGUUGUUUUCCCCAUGUUUUUAGCAUUCUUCCUGGAAUUAUUUCUGGACUGCUUAUCACUUGUAGAGCUUUGACUGAGAAAGUCCCCUGGACGUUUGCAUAUUUGAACACUUGGUCCCCCUAGGUGGUGCUAUUUGAAAGGGCCUAUGCAACCAGAAAGUAUAUCAUUAAGGGUGGGCUUUGGAGUUUAUAGUCUCACUUCACUAGCUGUUCUCACUUUUCCUCCUGUGUGUGGAAGAAAAUUUGACCAGCCAUCUUCCUGCUCCUUUUCUCAAGCUUUUCCUGACCCUAGUUGUUGCUAUGACUCUCCCGCCACAAAGAACUCUGUCUCUUUGGUUCCAUAAACCAAAAUAAACUGUU
Apodemus sylvaticus (European woodmouse) is the source of this 1225-nucleotide messenger RNA. Its product is annotated as CD209 antigen-like protein C. NCBI's taxonomy places the organism in Eukaryota, Metazoa, Chordata, Mammalia, Rodentia, Muridae. The transcript has 6 exons. Bases 36 to 659 code for a protein of 207 amino acids. The record is from RefSeq and is a predicted model, not a curated record.